UUUUAACUUCCAGACAAGGUUUAGAUUCCUCAGCAUCCUGUUACGAAGGAAAAACGUCAUCAUCUUUGAUCAAUUUAAAAGCAUCUCACAACUCAAAGCCCGUUACAACGUUUUGUGACAUGACCACAAACGGCGGCGGAUGGAUUGUCGUUCAGCAAAGAGUUGACAGUUCGAUCAGCUUCAAGCGAGGCUGGAACGACUAUCGGAACGGGUUUGGAAAUCCAACCACCAAUUUCUGGAUCGGGUUGGAGAAUUUGCACCAGCUGACCUCGAUGGACCGGUACGAGCUGUUUAUUGAGCUGCAAUUUUCCAACGGAAGCCGGGGAAAUGCUCAGUACUCGGAGUUUCGAGUUGGGAGUGAGAAGGAAAAGUACGGUCUGGUUCAGCUGGGAAGUUUUUCCGGCACAGUUUACGACGCCAUGAGGGCUCAUAAAGGGUGUAAUUUUUCGACUUUUGACCGGUGGAACGUUGAGGGGUACACUGGCGGAAUGACCUGGGCCCAGACCGAUCAGGGAGGGUGGUGGUAUUACAGCAGUUAUGAGAGUCAACUUAAUUCGGGAAUUGGAACUUCAAGGGGCAUUUAUUGGCAAUCUUCACAUUUGAAAUUUUCCAGAAUGAUGAUUCGUAAAAAAUAGAUAGAGAUACUAUUUAGAAAUUUCAAACAAAAUAAUUAAAAAAAAUCACAACGUUCCUCAAUUUAUAGAAUAUGAUACUAAAUUCCCAGAGUUAAUUUACCCUUCAACUGACAAAAAUUUCACCAGCUUUUCACUCAGCCGAGAGUUUCAUCAACGUCCGCAGCAUAUCACAAAAUGACUAGAAUUCUGGUUUGCUGCUACUCUUACUCAAAUUGUUGUUCUCGUUCGCGGAAAACAUGUUCAUUUCCCUGAUGUGCAUGGAUGAAAGCUCCCGUAGAAUUUUCGCUGGAAUUUGCUUGUCUAGUGCUGGUUGAGCAUCAACCAGC
Culex pipiens pallens (northern house mosquito) is the source of this 961-nucleotide messenger RNA. RefSeq names its product ficolin-3-like. The transcript is spliced from 2 exons. Bases 120 to 635 code for a protein of 171 amino acids. Lineage: Eukaryota; Metazoa; Arthropoda; Insecta; Diptera; Culicidae. The record is from RefSeq and is a predicted model, not a curated record.